Populus trichocarpa (black cottonwood) is the source of this 1262-nucleotide messenger RNA. Its product is annotated as tropinone reductase-like 3. Gene Ontology annotation, molecular function: oxidoreductase activity. NCBI's taxonomy places the organism in Eukaryota, Viridiplantae, Streptophyta, Magnoliopsida, Malpighiales, Salicaceae. The coding region runs from base 189 to 959 and encodes 256 amino acids. The transcript has 6 exons. The record is from RefSeq and is a predicted model, not a curated record.
ACAUCAACGUGUGAACCAAAUUACAGAACAGGUGUUGGAAUCCUCACCGAUCCACUAUAUUUCCAACUUACUCUAGUCUGUAUCUUUGAUCAUAGUAAUAGCAAUAUCUUCUAUAAGAAGCUCAACAUUGUUUCUCAAGCUUGCCUUGUUUUGUAAUUUGCAAACGACAGAGAGAUUAAAGAAGGAAGAUGAGUAGCAAGAUUAUCAGUGGAAAGAGGUUUGAAGGGAGAGUGGUAAUUGUGACUGCUUCAACACAAGGCAUUGGCUUUUCCACAGCUGAAAGGUUUGGAUUGGAAGGUGCUUCUGUUGUCAUCUCUUCUCGCAAGCAGAAAAAUGUAGAUGAGGCGGUUGAGAAACUCAAAGCUAAAGGCAUCAAGGUGGUGGGUGUUAUCUGUCACGUGUCAAAUGCGCAACAGAGGAAGAAUCUCAUAGAGACUACUGUACAGAAAUAUGGAAAGAUAGAUGUUGUUGUAUCCAAUGCUGCUGUCAGUCCAUCUUCAGACUCCACUUUGGAAACCCAUGAAUCUGUCCUUGAUAAGCUGUGGGAAAUUAAUGUUAAAGCAGCUAUCCUCCUACUGAAGGAUGCGGCCCCUCACAUGAAGAAGGGUUCUUCAGUUAUUCUGAUUUCCUCUAUUGGUGGCUACCAUGUACAUGAUUCCUUGGCUAUGUAUGGUGUCACAAAGACAGCCCUUUUUGGGCUUACCAAGGUGCUUGCAGCUGAGAUGGCUCCUCACACUCGAGUGAACUGUAUAGCUCCUGGGUUUGUACCAACGCACUUCACUGGUUUCAUUGCAGGCAAUCAGGCUCUUAAAAAGUCCAUUGAGGAUAAGACCUUGCUGAAGAGACUUGGUACCACAGACGACAUGGCCUCUACAGUCGCCUUUUUGGCUUCCGAUGAUGCUUCUUACAUAACAGGAGAAACUCUGGUGGUAGCUGGAGGGAUGCCGUCCAGACUGUAGCUCCCCUCCCUUAAAGUUUACCCAAAUAAAAAGCAUGCUAUGAUUUUUCAUGGUACCAACCGAAAACCCACGUCAAUAAAUCCAUGAAAGAAAAAUUCAUGCUGAUGCUCUUUGUUCAUUUCUUCAUGGCAAAUUGACAUUGUUUCAUUGAGAUUUCCUUGUCGGAUAAGAUUAGAGUGUGAUAUGCUUGUCGAACAUAACAAAAUGUAGAAGGAGGAAGCCAUAACUUAUCCCCUUCAUUACAUAAUUUCCAAUUCCAUGGCAGAUUGUGAGGGAGUCAUGCAUGCUCCCACUUGACGUGUG